Messenger RNA from Syngnathoides biaculeatus (alligator pipefish), 2267 nucleotides. RefSeq names its product acyl-CoA dehydrogenase long chain (gene acadl). Gene Ontology annotation, molecular function: flavin adenine dinucleotide binding; long-chain fatty acyl-CoA dehydrogenase activity. Bases 313 to 1641 code for a protein of 442 amino acids. The transcript has 10 exons. NCBI's taxonomy places the organism in Eukaryota, Metazoa, Chordata, Actinopteri, Syngnathiformes, Syngnathidae. Gene Ontology annotation, cellular component: mitochondrion. The record is from RefSeq and is a predicted model, not a curated record. Gene Ontology annotation, biological process: fatty acid beta-oxidation using acyl-CoA dehydrogenase; long-chain fatty acid catabolic process; carnitine metabolic process, CoA-linked.
UCGGCUUUUCAUUAGAAGAAGAAAGUGGCGUCUCAGACAAAAUACCGAAGUACUACUCUAGUGUUCUUUUAGGGUCGUUGAACUCCCGCAAUGAAAAUAUUAGAACUACAUUAUGUAUUAAUUUGUGUUACAAUUGAGUGGAUUUUUUUUUUUAAAAAGCAGAACAGACAUGGUUUGUUUUAUCUUAGCUAAAACCUGGGUGGUUUUCAUAACGUAACAGAGUGAUAGUGUGUACUGUACCUUACUCUCACAUGCGAUCAUAGUUUUCUUGAGUUGUUUGAAACAUUGUGCUGUCCUUCGGCUUAUUCUACGAUGUUUGCCAGAAAUUUUGUCAAACUAUGUCGUUGUGACUUCAAAAACAUCUCUUGUUCUGGACAGAUCGUGCCUUCAGCUGCAGCAAGAUUGCAGCACAAUGAUGCACAGAAACUCGGUCAUUCCGCCCCCUCCUCUCGUCCCGAGACGUCCAAGGCAAAGACCCUGAUGGACAUUGGGACUCGCCGAAUCUUCAAUGAGGACCAUGACCUCUUCAGGCAGAGUGUGCGGCGCUUCUUCCAGGAGGAGGUAGUGCCACAUCACACGGAAUGGGAGAAGGCAGGCCAGGUGAGCAGAGAAGUGUGGGAACAAGCUGGUGAGCAAGGCCUGCUGGGAGUUAUGACACCAGAGGAUUGCGGCGGCAUUGGGGGCGAUCUGUUCUCAUCAGCAAUCACAUGGGAGGAACAAAUGUACUCAAACUGUUCAGGACCAGGUUUUGCGCUUCACUCUGACAUUGUCAUGCCCUACAUAAUCAACUACGGCACCAAGGCACAGAUUGAACACUUCAUUCCUAAAAUGACUGCUGGAAAAUGCAUCUGUGCCGUUGCCAUGACUGAGCCAGGAGCAGGCAGUGACAUUCAAGGUGUGCGGACAUACGCCAAGCGUGAUGGCAGCGAUUGGAUCCUGAAUGGCAACAAGGUGUUCAUCAGCAACGGCUGGAUGGCCGACCUGGUGGUGGUGGUGGCCGUGACCGACCGUGAGGCUAAGACAGCAGCCCAUGGUAUCAGUCUCUUCCUGGUGGAGGAUGGCAUGAGAGGCUUCCACAAAGGACGCAAGCUGGAAAAGAUUGGGCUUAAGGCACAGGACACAGCUGAACUUUUCUUUGAGGAUGUUCGUCUCCCAGCGGAUUCGCUGUUGGGCGAGCUUAACAAAGGUUUCUACUACUUGAUGAAUGAGCUGCCGCAGGAGCGUCUGGUGAUCGCCGACAUGGCCAUCUCGAGCUGCGAGUUCAUGUUUGAGGAAACCAGGAGCUACGUGUUGCAGAGGAAAGCAUUCGGAAAGACAAUCGCUCACCUGCAGACCGUGCAGCACAAACUGGCAGAGCUAAAGACGGAAAUUUGCGUGGGCCGUGCGUUCAUUGACAGUUGCCUGCAGCUCCAUAGCGAGAAACGCCUUGACCCCUCCACUGCUUCCAUGGCCAAGUACUGGGCAUCUGACCUGCAGAACAAGGUAGCCACGCAAUGCCUACAACUCCACGGUGGCUGGGGCUACAUGUGGGAGUACCCCAUUGCUAAGGCCUUUGUGGACUCUCGUAUUCAGCCAAUCUAUGGAGGAACAAAUGAAAUCAUGAAAGAGCUCAUUGCGCGGAGCAUCGUCAGCCAGAAAUGAGAUACCCUCUCAAUCUGAUAAGGUGGCAUUUUUAUUUUAUGCCGAAACAUAAAAUAAUAGAAUACUGUGAACUGAUACAGAAUCCUCAGAGAGCAGAACAGGUCACAUUGUUUUUUUUUCCUCAUCUUGGCAAUGUAAUCUCAUUAAGACAAUUUGUUGGACUUGUACUUCUGACUAACUUCAGAUUUCUAUACCUUACAAUUGUUUGUCUUUUCAUGAUGGAUUUGACAAAAAAAGCAGGUAAUGCCAUUUUAAUAUUGAAUAUUUAUAGAUUAAUAUUGAAUUCAUGUCUCCAUUGACAGCUGUUGAAUUCAAUUAUCCAUGUUAACAUGGAGAACAGGGAGUGAAUUGGUUAAUCACGACCACUGACAAUUAAACAAAUAAAAUCUACAUUUUAAUUCAAGGCUGGAACUGAAUGAGUUUUUAAUAAAAUAUCCAAGCUCUGAAAUGUAAUUUUUCUGUCAUUUAUUUUAAUCUUGACUACAGUUAAUUACUAAUACAGUACUAUAAGUAGUAAGAAAAAAGAUUAAUAGAAAGAAACGGAGAUUUUAAAAUGCAUUUAUAAUUGAUAACUCCUAGCCCUCUUAACUUUAGGGGACUUGAUUUACUGUAUGUGGUGGUGAGAU